Messenger RNA from Podospora pseudopauciseta, 4317 nucleotides. RefSeq lists its product as uncharacterized. Gene Ontology annotation, biological process: protein desumoylation; proteolysis. Bases 1 to 4317 code for a protein of 1438 amino acids. Lineage: Eukaryota; Fungi; Ascomycota; Sordariomycetes; Sordariales; Podosporaceae. Gene Ontology annotation, molecular function: deSUMOylase activity. The record is from RefSeq and is a predicted model, not a curated record. The transcript has a single exon. Gene Ontology annotation, cellular component: nucleus.
AUGCCCAUCCACGACACCUUGCACGAGGCAGUCGACUGCACAGGCGACUUCCUCUCUGACUUGCUGCGCUUCCUGCCCCUCCGAACGUUUACCUUUUCUUCGACUUUUGCAACUUUAACUUCGCAGCACAAACAGUUUUGCCUGCUGUUUAUUUUCCUGCUUGCGCUUGUCACUGCUGUGGCUUUCACCUUCCCCAACUUACAUUCACACUCUCACUCUCUUUUCCACGACUGCUGGAAAUCACAACUAACAGAAAUGCCACCGAGCAAAGCUCCCACCCCGCGGACGUCGCGCAAUAGUCGCGGCCUGCGAAACAGUCCCUUCGUCGAAAGGACUCCCGUCGUCAGACGAUCGUCGAGACGCUCCACCAAAGGCACCACUCCUGCCAGCACCAAAGUCGUCGACAGUUUCACCGAGCUCCCCGAGCCGGCGACUCCGACUCCGGUCGCUCGAUCUGUGAAUAUCCAGACCCCUUGUCCUCGACCUGGGCUCGCCGCAUCCCCCAAUCGUACCGAGCCUAUUGAGCAGGUCCCUACCUCUCAAACAACUACCUCUCUCGGACCCGUCGCCCUCGAGCCUAUUCGAGAAGAGCAGUCGCCAAGGACACCAGCCGCUGCCUCUCCGAUCAGCGCUGCCCCAGAGCAAGCGUCUACCACACCUGUCUCGUCAUAUACACCGACAGGCCCCAGCACUCAUACCCCGCCUGCCCAGCGGAAGGUCUCGCCUCUCCAGUACCGGCGUAUUGCCUUGAUAAAAGGAACCCCCGUCAAGCCUGUCAAGAAGGCUGGCCCAGUAACACCCAUCUACCGUCCAACGAGAUUCCUCACAAGACUGGUCGACCGAACACCUGCCCCGAAACCUCCUCCUACCCCUCGGAGUGAAGGUCAUGAAACCCGUCGGUUUGCAGAGCGCCGAGAACAAGAGGACGAUGAGACCGAGUUUGCCAAGGGCAUCUAUCUGGCCAUCCGCAACGAUCACCGCAUGAGAGAGUGCUGGUGUCCAAUACCCAACAUUUACAACUCGAAAGAAGAAGCCGAGGCGGGAUCGGGUCACCUUCGAUUUUACAUUAGUGACACAAACGGCACCAAGUCCCUGCGUGUCCUCCAGAAGAAGGACGACUUCAACUGGCACUGCCACUGCGCCCAGGAGUACCACCCCGUGUGUUUCGAGCUCCUGAACAAGAACGGGAAGCGGCCGGCUCAAGGUUCCGAGCUGGACUUGAUUGCGCAGAAUUCGGGCCUCAAAAAUAGCGAGAGCGUUAAGAAGGUUGUCAGCACACCGAGCGAGCCCACAGGAGAGGGGGAGAAGACAGAGCAAGAGAGUCGUUGGUCCAUGUGGUCGCAAGCCCGUGGUCUUUUCGGUUCGGUAACCACCAUGAUCAACCCGAUUACCAACUUGAUCGGCAAGCUUGUCGGCGCCGUGCGCGGUAACCACUAUGAGACUGUCGAUGUGCGCCGCACCAACGAGCAAGAUGGCACAAUUGUUGUCAAGAGAUUCAAGCGCCAGCUGGGCGGAGCUGAGGAGGAUGAAGUCGACGGCCUGGAUUGGGUCAAGAACCCCACCGAGUACAUCGGCGCUGAGAGACUCGAAAGACUUGCCGGCGAUUUUGUCGGUCAAGCAACACUUGUUCAGGAAGGCAAGAUUGUCACCGGUCUUACGAUCAAGGACAUCAUGCAAGAGCAGCUUGCUGGCCAGGGCGUCAUCGGCAUCAGUGUUGCGAUCUUCAAGUACCAAGAGAUGCUUUUCGGCCCUGUGACUGCCGAAUGGACCGAGGUGGAGAGAGCCGAGAGGUUUACGGAGGCGGUUAAGAGGUACAUCCGUAACCUGCUGAGCACCAUCGAGAUGAUGAGAAACAUUUACAGCCCGGACAACUUUGAGAUUUUGAAGCAAGAGUUCCCCAAGCCCAGGUCUGGUUUGGGACUGGGCAACAACGAGUUCAGGCUUGCGGCGAGAAAAGCCGGGGAGUUUUUGCUGUUCUUCCAGUCUCUGGUCGACCUCAUUCCCAUGGACCUGGACAUGGUCAAGACGGUUGGGCAGGUGAUUGUCGAUUUCGAUGCCGUGGGCAAGAAGGAGUUGGUUCCGAGCUUGGUUGCCGUCGCCGCAGCCCCGGUUGGGACCAUGCCUGGACUUUUCCCAGACGAGAAGCCUUCUGUCAUGGAGGAGGUCCCCAUCAAGGAGUUGGACAUUCAGCCUCUGUAUGAGUACAGAUACCCGUCACCCGACCCCUCCGAAUCGGACAGCACACCGGGCGAGCCGGGCGACUACCGUCUGAUUGCCAAACCGAGGGGCAUCUUGAAGGCUUCCAAGACAUGGAGUGUUCCUCCCACGCCUAAGUAUGUCCCCACGCCACAAAAGAGCCGCAGGCUGGUGUUUGAGAGCCCAAUCUCGAGGUUCAUUGCGCCCUCACAUAUACCCUCCAGGGUCAUGACUGCCAGAGAAGCCGAGCUGAUAGUAGAGGCUGAGCGCAAGGCAGAGCUUUUAGGUGAUGAGCACUCCCUCAAGGUGCUGGAGGCCACCAUGACAACAAAUUCGAGGCACAAUGCCUCGCAAGACCAGUUCCGAUGGAGCGCCCGCGGGCCUGAACUGGAGAAGGACGACAAAGAGAUGGGUCUGUCCCGUUAUUAUCAAAAGUAUGGCAAGUUCCUCGACGAUGCGAGGGAGGAUCUCGAGCAACGCAGUGAGAGGAGGAAAAGGAAGCUGGAGCAGGAGGAGAGGUCCAUUUACAGGAUGACUCCCCUGAAGCGAGAGAUUCGCAUCCCCCGGCCGCCGCAGUUUACGACUGCCGAGAGGAGGCGCAGAGCGGCGGAGGCGGCGGCGUCAAUGCCCUCUCCCGAGCCGGACAGCUCUAUCUCUUUCAGCCCGUGGUACAAGCGGUUUACCGGCAGGGGAUAUCGUGAAGAGCCGAUAGAAGAUGAUGAUGAGGGGGGUUAUGUUAUGGCCAAGCCUGCCCGCACCAAGCCUGCCCAGACCUCGCGGUUUCAGGGGGUGGAAUCGGACGACGAGGGCAACGUGGUCACGCCGGAGUCUAGCCCGAAGAAGGUGCAGCCGGCUACUCCAGCGCGUGUCCUCGACCUGCUUUCUUCGCCAACUACCACCAAGGUGAAGGUGAAGCCGCGAUUCAAUCAUCAGGAUGGCAAGCUAGUCGUCGACUUGACGAGUUCGCCAACGGGCAGUGCACAGCGGGUCGUCAACCCCAACGUUCAGGUACAGGUUAUCACCGAGCGCGUCACCAGGACCAGCUCGAGAGAAGCCACAAAAACCCUGUUUGGCUCAGAUCCUGACUCGGAUCCUGAGGAUGCCGCCCUCAUAGCGUCAAGAGCGGAAGAAGAGCGUGCCGAGCUUGCUCGUAAAAAGAAGGAGGAGGAGGAGAAGCUUCGGCAGAGGUAUUUGAAUCAAGAGAAGGAAGCCGCGGCGAGGAAGGCGAGGGAGGAGGAAGCGAAAAGGAAAGCUGCCGAGGUGGAGAAGGACAAAAAGGCAAAGGAGGCGCAAAAGGUUGCCGAGAGGAUCAAGAGGGUGGAGGAGAUGAGGCUGAGGGCUCCUCUCAGGCCUCUGCACAGACCGGUGUCGGAGCUGUGGGAGGCGGCGGUGAGCGAGCUCGGCAACCAGCCGGCGGAUCAGGUGAUGGCCAAGUUUCCCAACGGCCGGGUAGAGGGACAGCUGACGAGGUUCGAUCUUUAUGAGCGGCUCACGCGGCAAGGUCCCGACGGGGAAGACGUCUGGCUCAACGACCAGGUCAUCAUGGCGGCACUGAGGCACAUGGUGCUGACGGUGGACAAGAAGAUGGGCGGGACCAAGGAGCGGCCCAGGGUGGCGUGCCUGGACAGUUACUUUUGGAAGAUGCUCGUCGUGGACAAGAAGGGGGUGGAUCCCAUGAUGCGGGCGGCGAAGCGGCAGGCGGGGCUGACGCCCGAGAACUUUUACGAGUGCGCGUUCGUGCUGGUGCCGAUUUGCGAGAAUAGUCACUGGACGCUGGGUGUGAUUAGGCCGGAUUUGAAGGUGGUGUAUCACCUUGACUCGCUGGGGCCGGGGGGCGGGGAGAAGGCGAAGAAGCUGCUGGGGAUUGCGGCGUUGAUUUCGGGGGGGAAGUGGAAGAGGGACGAGUGGGAGGAUGUGAGCGAGUUUAUUCGGAGCCCGAGGCAGAGGAACGGGAAUGACUGCGGGGUGUGCACGAUUACGAAUGCGGAAUGUGUGCUGAAUGGGAUCGUGCCGGCGGAGGCGUGGUUGGCGAGGGAGAUGGGGCAGUUGAAGAGGAGGUGGAUUGCGGCCAUGUUGAUGAAUGGGGGGUAUGAGGGGGAGUUUAGUUUGGAGGGGAUUUAG